Medicago truncatula (barrel medic) is the source of this 3938-nucleotide messenger RNA. RefSeq lists its product as uncharacterized. Bases 146 to 3511 code for a protein of 1121 amino acids. Lineage: Eukaryota; Viridiplantae; Streptophyta; Magnoliopsida; Fabales; Fabaceae. The transcript is spliced from 4 exons. The record is from RefSeq and is a predicted model, not a curated record.
AAUCCAACAAAAAAUCAAAACGACAAUGACAUCGACCGUUUCAUUUAGAAAUUAGCGCAGCACAGACACUUUCUUCUUCUUCUUCUUCUUCUUCCUCAUCACUCGUCAGAGCUGUGUGAGUCAAACAAACCACUGAAACGCAAAAAUGCUUCAACCCCGUUCCCUCCGCCCUUACAUUUCCAUCUCCUCAAACCCUAACCCUAACCCUAACCCUAGAGACACAUUUUCUCGUUUCAACUCCAACAAUGAAUUCCCUUCAUCAUCUUCAACCUCAUCAUCCUCCUCCUCCUCCAGAUCUCUCAAAAACCCUACAACAUUCUCCCACAAUACCCUAAUCGCAAUUUCCCUUAUCCCCGCCAUACUCUUCAUCCUCGACCUCUCUUCCACCACCGUCACAACCACCUUAAUCAUCGGCCUCAUGAUCUCCUACAUCCUCGACCUUCUCAAUUUCAAACAACCUGCCUUCAUCUCUCUUCACUUAACCCUAAUCCUUUCUCAAUUCACUUUCUUUCUCACCUCCUCCUUUUCUUUAUACACCACCUUCAAUUCAAAUCUUACCUUAACAAUUCUCUCUUCUUUCCUCACCGCACACACUACCUUCCUUAUAAGUAUCUGGUCUUCUCUUCAAUUCAAAUUCCUCCUCCUCGAAAACCCCGCUAUCGUUGUCGUACUCGAACGUCUCCUCUUUUCCUGCCUCCCAAUCACAGCUUCCUCCCUUUUUACAUACGCCGCUGUUGCUGCUGUUGGAAUUCAAAAUUCUGCUUAUUAUUUUAUGUUUUUUAAUUGUUGUUUCUAUUGGUUGUAUUCCAUUCCGAGGAUUUCUUCGUUUAAGAUGAAUAAUAAUGCUAGGUUUCAUGGUGGUGAAGCUCCUAAAGAUAGUUAUAUACUUGGUCCAUUAGAGAGCUGUGUUCAUGCAUUGUAUUUGGUUUUUGCGCCUAUAUGUUUUCAUAUUGGAUCGCAUUACUCGGUUGUGUUUUCGUCGUACGCCAAUUUCUGUGAUUUGGUUUUGUUGUUUUUUGUGCCGUUUUUGUUUCUGUUAUAUGGUUCUACUAGAGGUGGUUUGUGGUGGGUUUCUGAGAAUGCUGCAAAUAUAAGGAGUAUAAGGGUUGUGAAUGGUUUUGUUGCGUUGGUUUUCGUUGUCAUUGCAUUGGAGGUGAGAGUUGUUUUUCAUUCGUUUGGGAGGUAUAUUCAAGUUCCAGCGCCGUUGAAUUAUGUUCUUGUUACUAUUACCAUGCUUGGUGGGGCGGGUGCUGCUGGUGCUUAUGCAAUGGGGAUGGUUUCGGAUGCGCUUAGUUCGGUUGCUUUUACUACUUCUGCUAUUGUGGUUAGUGCUGCUGGAGCUGUUGUUGUUGGAUAUCCUGUACUGUUCCUGCCUAUGCCUGCUGCUGCUGGCUUUUAUUUGGCUCGAUUUUUUGAAAAGAAGAGUUUGGCUUCAUACUUUGCUUUUGUUGUUCUUGGGAGCUUGAUGGUUACAUGGUUUGUGCUGCACAACUUCUGGGAUUUAAAUAUUUGGUUGGCAGGCAUGUCACUUAAAUCUUUUUGUAAGCUAAUUGUUGCAAAUGCGGUCCUGGCUAUGGCUAUUCCUGGUCUAACUCUUCUGCCUUCGAAGAUAAACUUUUUAUCUGAAAUCAGUUUGAUAAGCCAUGCACUGCUCUUAUGCUACAUUGAAAGCCGGUUUUUCAGUUACUCCAGCAUUUACUAUUAUGGAUUUGAGGAUGAGGUUAUGUAUCCUAGCUACAUGGUUGUGAUGACAACUUUGUUGGGUUUGGCUUUGGUGAGAAGGCUAUACGUGGAUCAUCGAAUUGGAGGAAAAGCGGUUUGGAUUUUGACUUGCCUCUUUACUUCAAAGCUUAGCAUGCUGUUUAUUGCAUCCAAGUCUGUUGUAUGGGUUUCAGCUAUUCUUUUGUUGGCUGUUUCCCCUCCAUUACUUCUUUACAGGGAUAAAUCAAAAACAACAGCUUCUAAGAUGAAACCAUGGCAGGGUUAUGCACAUGCUUGUGUAGUAGCCUUAUCUGUAUGGUUUUGCCGAGAAACCAUUUUUGAAGCCCUCCAGUGGUGGAACGGAAGGUCUCCUUCAGAUGGUUUAAUGCUGGGCUUCUGUAUACUGUUGAUUGGAGUGGCUUGUAUUCCAAUUGUUGCCAUUCAUUUCUCUCAUGUUUUGUCUGCCAAGAGAUGUCUGGUGUUGAUAGCGGCAACCGGUCUACUUUUAAUUUUGAUGCAGCCACCUCUUCCUUUGUCACUGAGUUACCAGUCGGACAUCAUCAAAACUGCCCGUCAUUCUGAUGAUGAUAUCUCAAUUUAUGGCUUUAUAGCUGGGAAGCCUACCUGGCCCUCUUGGCUGCUUAUUAUUGCUAUAUUGCUGACUCUAGCAUCCAUUACAUCAAUCAUACCCAUUAAAUACAUUGUUGAACUAAGGACUGUUUACUCCAUUGCUAUGGGUGUUGCCCUUGGUAUCUACAUUUCUGCUGAAUUCUUUGUCUGGGCAUUUGUUUUGGAUGUUCUCAUUGUUGUCACCAUGGUUUGUGCCUCUGUCUUUGUUGUCUUCACUCAUAUGCCCUCUGCUUCAAGCACAAAGCUUUUACCCUGGGUAUUUGCUUUACUUGUAGCUCUCUUUCCAGUCACUUAUCUUUUGGAGGGCCAACUAAGAAUUAAAAAUAUUCUUGAAGAUAGCGAGAUUGGAAAUUUGGGCGAGGAAGAAAAGAAGCUUACAACAUUGCUAGCAAUAGAGGGUGCCAGGACAUCUCUUCUUGGUUUGUAUGCAGCAAUCUUCAUGCUUAUAGCCUUGGAAAUAAAAUAUAAACUUACUUCAAUUAUGCGGGAAAAGGUCAUUGAUUCAAGUGGAAUUAGACAUAGUCAUUCAGGUCAAAGUGUAUCUUCUAGUUCCCUGCCAAGAGCGAGAUUCAUGCAACACCGUCGGGCAUCUACUGUUCCCUCCUUUACAAUUAAAAAGAUGGCUGCUGAUGGAGCUUGGAUGCCUUCUGUUGGCAACUUUGCCACAACAUUGUGCUUUGCUAUAUGCUUGAUUCUGAAUGUUUAUCUCACCGGUGGCUCAAACCGUUCUAUAUUUUUCCUGGCUCCUAUCCUUCUGCUGCUCAACCAGGAUUCAGAUUUUAUUGCUGGUUUUAGCGACAAACACAGAUAUUUGCCAGUGACUGUUGUUAUCUCAGUCUACUUUUUUGUAACUGCCUUGUAUAGCAUAUGGGAAGAUGUUUGGCAAGGUAACGGUGGAUGGGGUCUUCAAAUCGGUGGACCAGACUGGAUUUUUAUGGUGAAGAAUUUAGCACUCCUUGUUCUUACGUUUCCCAGUCAUAUAAUUUUCAACAGGUAUGUAUGGAGCCAUACAAAACAGAGUGACACACCACCAUGGAUAACAAUUCCCCUUAAUCUGCUUCCUAUAGCAUGUACAGAUGUUCUGAAGAUUAAGAUCUUGGGUAUCUUAGGAGUUAUAUAUUCACUGGCCCAGUAUCUAAUUACUAGGCAACAAUAUAUCUCUGGUCUCAAGUACAUCUAAAAUUACCAUGUACUCUGUACUAUAUGUUUUGUCAAUUUAGUUAUAUAGAUGCUUGGGCUGCUUGUGUUGAAAUUUGUAUGAGGAAUAUGACAAAAUGCAUUUUUGUUAUUGCCAAUAGUUAAUUUAACCUAUCUUGAAAAAUACGAAUAAUGGUUUGGUUGUUUGUGGCUGGAUGUAAUUUGAUGCAUGUCGUGAAGUGUCCGAAAUUUUAUGCACAACAUCAAGACAACGGAUAUCCAAUAGCUAGCAAAGUGCAACAUCCUGUGCUUUCAUGUUGCAUUCGAUAAGUUCAUAAAUAAACAAUAUAACUAUUUUUAGCUCUAUCUUUGCUAGUGCGGAAAAUGGAGGGACAUGUGUUUUGUACAUUUUAGGUGAGUUUAUCAUCCUAAAGAACAAAGAUCAAGAAAACGGGUGACAUUUGAUGUAA